UCUGAAAACGUGUAACGGAAGCAGCUCUGAUCUGGAGUAUCCCUCACGCAAUGGCUUGGCCUCUAAAUGGAAGACGAGCGAGCAAGCCGACCCGAUCGAAAAAGCCCACUCCACCCAACCAACACCCGCGGGUUCUUGCCCCCCCAAACCCUAGCAAAGGCGGCGCGGCGUCGUCAUGGGCGUCGCCGCCGCCAACGUCGCCGCCUUCGUUUUGCUGGCCAUCGCGCCCGUGGCCGCCGCGCCGUCGUCGCCGCCUCGAUCUGGCGGCGACUCCCUGAGUUUCUCCGACGUGAUCAGCAUCUCCUUCUUCAUGGCCGUCUUCUUCCCCGUGUUCAUCGUCCUCCUCGCGUUCGCGUGCCUCCGCCUGUUCCGGCCGCUCGACGACGACGACGGCGAGCCCGCGCUGGCGGACACGUCGUCGUCGGAGUGGUCCCGCCGGGGGGGAGGGGGCGGCAACAGGGCGGGGCUCGACGCCGCGGAGAUCGCGGCGCUGCCGCUGGUGUCGUACCGCGACGCCAGGCGGCACCGGAUCGGGGACGCGCGGGGCGACCCGCUGGAGUGCGCGGUGUGCCUCCUCGAGUUCGAAGACGACGACGCCCUCCGCCUCCUCCCGGCGUGCCCGCACGCGUUCCAUCCCGAGUGCAUCGGCCUCUGGCUCGAGAAGCACGUCACCUGCCCGCUCUGCCGCGCCAACGUCCUCGACGCGCCGCCGCCGCCGCCCCCUCCCCCGCCUUCGCUGGAGCAGGACACGGCGUCGCCGCCGCCGGCUCACGAGACGGUGGUGGUGAUCGGCGACGCCGGCGCCAGCGAGGAGGCGGAAGCGGAAGAGAGGAUCAGGAUCCAGUGCCUCGCGGGGGUCCGUCGCGCGGCGGGGCGGCAGGCUCUCCCGCGGUCGAACUCGACGGGGCACGAGCGCGGCGGCGGCGGGAUGGAGCGGUUCGCGCUGCGGCUGCCGGAGCACGUCCGCCUCGAGAUCCUCAUGUCGCACAGGCUGAGGCACGUGACGAGCGCGGUGGCGUCCGUGCGCGUCAGGGAGGGGAGCGCCCACGACGCCGGCGCCGUGCGGAACGCCGUGGCGAGGCUCCUGUCGCUGUUCGUGCCCGGAGCCGGGUGGAAGGGAGACGACGAGGGCAAGUCCAGCAAGGCGGCGGAAGGGUCGUCUCGCCGGCGGCGCGACGAGUCGGCGAGGGGAGGAGUCGGAGAAGAGAAGAGGAGCGAGUAAUUAAUGGCGUAUUUUGAGUAUGUAAUUCGAUGAUCGGAAAUGUAAUUUUGCAGAGAGUUUUUUCUUUUCCCUUUCCCCUCAUUCUUUUUGUGAGAACAUUAUUAUUGAAUAAUUCAACAGCCAACCCGUAAUCACAGAACUUCAUUGCAA
This is a messenger RNA of Oryza sativa Japonica Group (Japanese rice), 1372 nucleotides long. RefSeq names its product E3 ubiquitin-protein ligase ATL6. NCBI's taxonomy places the organism in Eukaryota, Viridiplantae, Streptophyta, Magnoliopsida, Poales, Poaceae. The record is from RefSeq and is a predicted model, not a curated record.